This is a messenger RNA of Penicillium roqueforti, 1980 nucleotides long. Its product is annotated as Zn(II)2Cys6 transcription factor. The record is from RefSeq and is a predicted model, not a curated record. The coding region runs from base 1 to 1980 and encodes 659 amino acids. The transcript has 7 exons. Gene Ontology annotation, biological process: regulation of DNA-templated transcription; DNA-templated transcription. Gene Ontology annotation, molecular function: DNA binding; zinc ion binding; DNA-binding transcription factor activity, RNA polymerase II-specific. Lineage: Eukaryota; Fungi; Ascomycota; Eurotiomycetes; Eurotiales; Aspergillaceae.
AUGUCUACACGCCGCUAUAGAUCGGCCGCUGCUUGUCAGAAUUGCCGUCAGCGCAAAGUCCGCUGUAGCGUGACAGUUACCGGUAUUCCGUGUAUAGGUUGUACGCAAGAUGGCAGAGAAUGUAGUGUUCCGCCGACGAAGACCCAAACCAUACGCGAAAGGCACACGCGUCGAACCGCGUCUGUCAUUAACAGUCCACCUAGCGCAGGUUCUAAUGGAUUGAUAUCACAGUCUGCACUCCCACUUGAUGCAUUCCCAACUGCACCGCCUGCGCAUAAAGACCGCCCUGAGCUGGUUGGGAUAAGGAGUGUCUCUAAUCCCCCGGAUUAUUCUCGGAGUCAUGAUGAAGAACAGACUGGCGUUGAAAUUGCAACCAAAGUCCUCCGGAAAAACAACUACAAACCUGGCCAAGCGCCAUUCUACACAGGUGAUGUGCCUGGGUUUGGCGCUAUCUUCGAUGCAUGCUCACCUUCACAGCAACCUGCACCAAGGCAUAUCCUGCUCACUUCCAAAACAUCCGUUUCGCUAUCUUCCGAGGAUAAAGCAUACCUGCAGUACAAAGGAUGCUUCAAUAUGCCCCGAAAAGAGAUCUGCGAUCAACUUCUCCGGGCAUACUUUCAUCAUGUGCAUCCCAUUAUGCCGGUGAUCGACGCUACGACACUUCCACACCUUUAUCCCAGUGGAGAUGGUCAACCAUACAAUCUGAUAUUACUAUGGAGCAUUUUCUAUGCUGCAGCGAAUCAUCUUCCGGCCGAUACUUGGAAAUCAGAGGGCUUUUCGUCUAGGAAAGAGAUGAAGGAAUCUAUGUACGCUCGUGCAAAGUGCCUGCAUCAUAAUGGGGGUGAAACAGACAACACAGUUCUCCUUCAAUCAGCACUUCUCAUGGGAUUUUACCACUCCGAGGCUGAUACCUACACCCAACCGUGGUUUUGGCUUGGUAUUGCCAUCAGCCUUUGCCAAACAAUGGGUCUGCAUCGUUUCUCUGCCUCGGUCUGCGCCAAUUCCCCUAUCACUGGGCAACAACAGCGUCUUUGGCGCCGUCUUUGGUGGAUCUGCUUCUUUCGAGACCGUUGGCUAAGUCUCACAAUGGGUCGUCCAUUGAGGAUCAACAUGAAUGACUGUAACACUGUACCGCCAUCUGCGGAUGAUAUGUUGGGUGAUCUUGUCGGCUUACCCGAAUCCAUAUCAGCAAUAUAUAUCCCGAAGGACCUACCGCAGCUAGCAGACUAUUGGGUGACAAUGAUUCAACUCACUCAGCUUCUAGGGGAGACUCUCACCUUAUGCUACCAACCCUUUGGGGCCAGUUCGUCUUUCCAACAGGUUGAAGCCCUUGAGCAAAAGAUUUUGCGCUUUCGAAUUCCCGAAGAUCAGGAGACAAGACAAAGUCCACUUGCAACCUUUUCCUUGUAUCACUUGCAGCUCCAUUACCAAGCAUUCAUAAUCACCUUUUACCGUCCUUUCAUAACAAAAGACCCAGAAGGGUUGCCCGUAUCUCGCCAAGACACAUGGCAAACCCACGUCCGCAAUCAGAUCAACAUGGCUGCGCUACAGACCAAUGCCAUCCUUGAUAGUCUGGCACAGGAGAAGCUGUUGGGAUUCUCAGGCUCUAUGACGGCACCGCUGUUGGUCCCAGCAAUGCACGUCCACCUCCUCAACUGCAAAUCUCCGGAUCCCGUUUCCCGACGUCUGGGUCUCAACAAAAUUGAGGUCUGCAUGAUAGUCUUGGAACAGAUGCAACACACUCACCCCUGCUCUUCGGUCUUCCGAGGUAUUUUUCUCGAAGCCAUCCGUUACAUUUUCCCCAACUAUACUCCUCAAACAGCGCUCCCUCAGUUGGCAUCCGAAUCUUCUCCACCGCAAGAAGUACCGACCGAGGAUCCUAUAGCAGGAAUAACAAUCGGCGAAGAUGCCAUUGAUGCGUUGAUGGAUGAGGUGUCGAUUUUCAAUUUCUGGGAAUCCCUCAACAAUAUGCAAACCUAG